AAAGGCCUCCGUCCUAGCCAAUGGGAAGAGCGCGUCGUACGUACAGCUGCCCAAUGGGGGCGCGAGCGGUGCGGUAUUUGAAUCCUGGAUCAAGGAUACAACGCGAAAAUCUCCAGCGGUGAGGGUCGGGAGCGUAGCCCUAACGGCGCCGCGGAAGUCUGUGCCCUGCCUCCCCAGUCCGCGUCCUGCCCUGGGCCGGGCUGGCGCUCUCGCCUGCCCCAAUCCUCAUGGCGCUGCUCCGACGCCCGGCGGUGCCCACUGAUUUGGAGAAUAUUUACACAGGAGUGAAUUCAAAAGUGAAGAGUCAUGUGACUAUCAGACGGGCAGUUUUAGAAGAAAUUGGAAAUCGAGUCACAACCAGAGCCGCACCAGGAGCUAAGAAAGCUCAGAACACCAAAGUACCUGCGCAGCCCACCAAAACAAAUGAGAACAAACCGCUGAAACCUACCACUUCUGUGAAACCAGUACAGGGGGAAAUGUUGGCUCCAAAGGGUCCUUCUCCGACACCUGAGGAUAUCUCCAUGAAAGAAGGGGAUCUCUGCCAAGCUUUCUCUGAUGCCUUGCUCUGCAAAAUCGAGGAUAUUGAUCAUGAAGAUUGGGAGAACCCUCAGCUCUGCAGUGACUACGUUAAGGACAUCUACCAGUACCUGAGGCAGCUGGAGGUUCUGCAAUCCAUCAAUCCACAUUUCUUAGAUGGAAGAGAGGUCAAUGGCCGUAUGCGUGCCAUCCUGGUGGAUUGGCUGGUGCAAGUCCACUCCAAGUUUAGGCUGCUGCAGGAAACGCUGUACAUGUGCAUUGCCAUCAUGGAUCGGUUUUUGCAGGUUCAGCCAGUCUCUCGGAAGAAGCUUCAGCUGGUUGGGAUUACGGCUCUGCUCUUGGCUUCCAAAUAUGAAGAGAUGUUUUCUCCAAAUAUUGAAGACUUUGUUUACAUCACAGACAAUGCUUAUACCAGUUCCCAAAUCCGAGAAAUGGAAACUCUGAUUUUGAAAGAACUGAAAUUUGAGUUGGGUCGACCCCUGCCACUACAUUUCUUAAGGCGGGCAUCAAAAGCUGGGGAGGUUGAUGUGGAACAGCACACUUUAGCCAAAUAUUUGAUGGAGCUGACUCUCAUUGACUAUGACAUGGUGCAUUAUCACCCUUCUCAGGUGGCAGCGGCUGCUUCCUGCCUGUCCCAGAAGGUUCUAGGCCAUGGAAAAUGGAACCUAAAGCAGCGGUAUUAUACUGGGUACGCAGAGAAUGAAGUAUUGGAAGUCAUGCAGCAUAUGGCCAAAAACGUAGUGAAAGUAAAUGAAAACUUAACAAAAUUCAUCGCCAUCAAGAAUAAGUACGCAAGCAGUAAGCUCCUGAAGAUCAGCACAAUUCCGCAGCUCAACUCAAAAGUCAUCCGGGAGCUUGCCUCCCCUCCGACGGGACGGGCCUAGGCUGCCGUGGCCUUCAGGGAAGAGGGCUUCCUCUGUGCACCUGGCCUUGCUCAGGUGGAAUUCUUGACUUUGUAUAUAGUCCUCUGGUCUAUUUCAUGAAACCUUCUCUUAGACCUAUUUUCUAAAUGUAUAUUGAGGAAAAAUAAAGCUAAUGAUUUUUCUUAAGGUA
Messenger RNA from Manis javanica (Malayan pangolin), 1590 nucleotides. RefSeq names its product cyclin B2 (gene CCNB2). Gene Ontology annotation, biological process: mitotic cell cycle phase transition. Gene Ontology annotation, molecular function: cyclin-dependent protein serine/threonine kinase regulator activity. The record is from RefSeq and is a predicted model, not a curated record. Lineage: Eukaryota; Metazoa; Chordata; Mammalia; Pholidota; Manidae.